This is a messenger RNA of Aspergillus melleus, 1248 nucleotides long. Its product is annotated as cystathionine beta-lyase. Gene Ontology annotation, molecular function: pyridoxal phosphate binding; carbon-sulfur lyase activity. The coding region runs from base 1 to 1248 and encodes 415 amino acids. NCBI's taxonomy places the organism in Eukaryota, Fungi, Ascomycota, Eurotiomycetes, Eurotiales, Aspergillaceae. The transcript is spliced from 2 exons. Gene Ontology annotation, cellular component: cytoplasm. Gene Ontology annotation, biological process: transsulfuration. The record is from RefSeq and is a predicted model, not a curated record.
AUGGGCUCGAAUCAAGACGGCAAUGAUGGCAAGUUCAUCCUCACGAGGGAGCUUCUCGACGAGGCUCUUCCCAAGUUCGCCAUUGCCACCAAGGCAGUCCAUGCCGACGAUUUCUCUAGCACCCACAAGGCUAUUGCCCCGUGCAUGCACACUGCGGUUAACUUCCGGUAUCAUCGCGAUCCAGAUACUCUGAAGCCGCAUGAAAAUACUGAUCCCGCCAACCCCCAAGAUUCCCAUAUUUAUGCCAGAUACACAGCGCCUAACACGACCCGCUUCGAGAAAGUUCUCCGGGAGAUCUUUGGUGGCCGAGUGAUUUCAUACUCGUGCGGGUUGGCCGCCUUCCACGGCAUCAUGUGUCUUCUCAGGCCGAAGCGUAUCUUUAUUACCGAGGGUUAUCACGGCGUCCAUCGGGGCAUCCGACUAAUGGAGCGCCUGAUCGGCGUCCAGAAGCUCACCCUCGAAGACCUGGAUCAGCUGGAGGCCGGCGACAUUGUCCACGUCGAGACGCCGCUGAACCCUACCGGCACAGCGCGCAAUCUCGAGUACUACGCCGACAAGGCACAUGCCAAGGGCGCCUAUCUGGUGGUCGACUCGACCUUCGCGCCGCCGCCGCUCCAAAACCCUCUAAACCAAGGUGCGGAUCUGGUCAUGCAUAGCGGAACGAAGUAUAUCGGCGGCCAUUCCGAUAUGCUCUGCGGUCUCCUCGUGGUCCCGCAGCAUCGGGUGGACGAGGGCUGGGACGGGACGCUGAUCGAAGACCGCCGUACCUACGGGUCCAUCAUGGGUAAUAUGGAGAGCUGGCUGGGACUGCGGUCGCUGCGCACCCUCGAUCUGCGGGUCGGUAAGCAGUCUGCCACGGCCACGGAGCUCGUCAGCUGGCUCAGCACCGAGCUACAAAAGCCGGACUCUGUCAUUGCCAGAACCAUUGAGAAGGUGGAGCACGCGUCGAUCCAGCAUGAUGCUCUCAAGCAGGGCUGGUUGCAGAAGCAGAUGCCAGGCGGUUACGGACCCGUCUUUUCUCUCUGGACCAAGAAGGCCGAGAUCGCUCAGAGACUUCCCAGUAGGCUGUACGUUUUCCAACACGCGACCAGCCUCGGGGGGGUCGAGAGCUUGAUGGAGUGGCGGGCCAUGAGCGAUGAGGGACGGGAUCCCCGAGUUCUGCGCGUGAGUUGUGGGGUGGAGGAUGUGAACGAUAUGAAGACGGAUAUUCAACAGGCGUUGGAAUCGAUGAUUCGAGAUUUUCCGUAG